CAAACAUGGUAACGGCACUUUUCCCACAAAAAACAUGGUUAAUUUUCGUAAUAUAGGAUAGUUUAAAACAUAAACUCAUAAAACAUAUUUUUAAUAUUAUCAAAACUUUAAAAACGCCUUAAAACGUUUAUUUGAGACACAAUUGAAGCGUUCAUGACAUUGUAACAGUGGGUUGUUUUCUGAAGCCUCGUGGCCGAAAUGGCAGGAGAUCACAGUAGGCGCACGCGCACUUGCUACACUGCCUACAGGUCCCGUUACUCCUGCGCACUCUCUUCAAAUGUGCUACAGUGUUUGACAAUCUUGUUCAAAGGAUUUAAAAAAAAAAUCAUUCAAGACACUGCAAUACGACGCGUUUAUGUCUAGCUUUCAGUAGGUUUAAAUGAGUUUUUUUCCAAACGUUGAUAGUUUGACUGCUGGCUAGUUAAACAGACCUGUUAAAGGACUGUGGUGAAGACACAACGCAAGAAGUCUGAACGGGACAGGUAUUUUGUUAUCUGUAGAGGUGAGGAAUGGGCCGUAAGCUGGAUUUGUCCGGUCUGACGGAUGAUGAGGCAGAGCAUGUGCUACAGGUGGUGCAACGGGACAUGCAGCUGCGGAAGACAGAGGAGACACGACUCAGUGAGAUGAAGGAGGCGCUGGUUGAGGAGGGCAGUCGAAGUCUUUUGCUGUCGCGGCAGCACAGGUUCAAUGAACGUUGCUGCAUUCGUUGCUGUUCGCCCUUCACCUUCCUUCUCAAGCCCAAGCGUUCCUGCCUGGACUGUCGCUACAACAUCUGCAAGAGCUGCUGUACCUUCCAUAAAAAGGACAGGGGCUGGCUGUGCUCCGCCUGCAAGAGGAGCAGGCUUCUAAAGAUCCAGUCACUGGAGUGGUUUUACAAUAAUGUGAGAAGGCGUUUUAAAAGAUUUGGCAGUGCCAAAGUGUUAAAGAAUCUCUACAGGAGACACGCAGCAGAGCGUGGAGUGCUAGCGGAGCUUACAGAGGGCAGCACGUAUGAGGAGGAGGGCAUCUACAAUGAAAGCAGCGUGUAUGAGAGCGACUCAACGUUUUACAGGCAAAGUGAAGAGCGCAGCAUGGCUGAGACUAUCAGUGUGGCACUGCGGGUAGCAGAUGAGGCCGUAGAUGAGGCCAUUGCUAAAGCUGAGAGACAGACUGACAGUCAGGAAAAGCAGAACGAGGCUUAUUAUCUGCGAGAGCACAGAGAAGAGCUGAUAGAAGAAUUGGCCACAACUAUAGUACAGAAAAUUGUCCAACGGAGGAGGGAUCUUUCUGCGAUGCAGACGGGUGAUAGAUUCACCCCUGAUCAAACUAACGGUGCUGUCGAUGCAUCUCUCUGGAGAUCUCACUCAGCUUUUUGCCUUUUGCCUGAUGAGACAGUGGAGCAGCAUGGUAACGUUGGGUCGAGGCUAUCAGCCUUAUCCGUUGAUGGAAAUGAAAUAAAGAAAGAAGGAACUGAUCAGGCCAUGCAUAGCUGGAGGAGUGUUGACCGACUGGACAAUUCCAUGUUACAGAGCCUUGACGGUAACUGGAUCACUUAUCAAAGCACACAAUCUUCACGUCCAAGCCUUUUAACCAAAUGCAAGAGCCUGGUCUCAAGCGUCCUGGAAGGGGAUUCUGCCGUGGUAUCCGCUUAUGAUGACAUGGACACAGAAACAGAGACUGAAGCUGAUGGGGUCUGGGGCUCAGCCCUGCAGGAACUUUGUUUUAAGAUGUCUGCAAACAAGCAGUUGAGUUAUCCUGAAUCUUACAGCCGUCAAUCAACCUUGCCUUUGGAUUCAAAAACCCAGCAAUAUACUGCUUAUAGCGAGACCUUCCUUGACCAGGAUGGACCUCUGUCCAAGUCUCAAAAAUCUCUGCAGACCUUCCAGAAAAGGAAGGUGCCACUGGACCAGAGGCGACCCUCAUCCACUCGUCGCCCCUGCACUGUUGAUUUCAAUCCAGGUGGGGCGGAGAGCAGUGAGGAUGGCCUAGAGGACAGCAGGGUCAAAAGGUCACGUAGGAGGAGGAAAAAUAAGAAAGAAGAUGCUGAGUGGAAAGGACAGUUAGCGUCGGAUUGCAGUGGACAACUCUCAGAUGCUCUGGUGAAGAGACAGUAUGUUAAACACGACCCAGGCUUAUGUGAUCAAGAUCUAGAAGCUGAUGCUUCAGAUACUGCAACCCCUGACAUCUUGAGCUCUGGAGGAAUAACCCCUGAACCAUGGGAGCCCAAUGAUCACAAAGCCCAAGCUGUGGUUGAAUCUUUAGAUCAAGAGCUGACUUCCAAACUGAAAGCGCUAACCAGUCAAGUCAGUGAGACACAACUUUCCUCUACAGAGGAUGAAUUGGACAGGUUGGAACAUCAAAUCAGAGAUCCAGAAAAUAACACAAUGGGAGAUGCUACAUUUGAUGCUAAAGAAAGAUUAGAUGAAACUGAAGUCGCAUAUCAACAAAUAAGAACUGAGAGGAUGGAGGAAGACAAGCUGACCUCCAAAUUUAUAGAGCUAACUAGAGAAGUCACUGAGAUACAACUUUCCUCCACUGAAGAUGAAUUGGACAGGUUUGAUCAUCAAAUUAGAGAUUCAGAAAAUAACACCAAAGAAAAUGACCUUAUGAGAGAUCUUGCGUUUGAUUUUGAGGUUGAUGCAAAAGAAAGAUCAGGUGAAACUGCACGAACUGAGAGAAUGGAGGAAGACAAUCUGACCUCUAAACUCAAAGAGCUAACAAGACAAGUCAGCGAGACACAACUUUCCUCCACUGAAGAUGAAUUGGACAAGUCUGAGCAUCGAAUUGAAUUGGAAGCCACAUAUCAACCAAUCAGAACUGAGAUCCUGGAAUCAGAUGAUAAUAGGACACAUAAUCAAGACAAAUUGAUACAAUUCAAUAGCGAAAAACCCCAAAGUCAUGUAGAGAGGAUGGUUGAAAAAGCAGAAGCAAAGAGAAACAUUAUCGAGAACCAGACUGAGAUGUCAGGUGAUAUUAACAAUGACAUGCAAAAACAAAGUCUUUUAGUGACAGACGCACAAAAUGAGAUAACAAGAGAGAGGACUGGAAAGACAAAUAGCCAGAGACUGAAGAAAGUCCAGACUGAAGAAAGAAGCUCGGCUGAGGGUGAGCAAAGCGAAGCUGAGGAUACACAGACAGUCGAUCCAAAUGAGGAGCAAAGAGAGACCUUAGUUAUUACUAAGGGUCCAGAGGAGGAAUUUGAUAAGAUCAUUGAUGGUGUAGCAAAACCUUUGGAUGCCAUUAAAAAGGAGCUGGAAGCUUUCUGUAGUAAGGGCAGAAAGGAAAGUGAGGUGGAGAAACUAGAGAUGAUUGAUAAUGAAGAGAUCAAGGUGAGUGAAAACAACAUGGAAUGCGAGCGAUCCUUUGUUGCUCAAUCACCGGAGGAGGUCCAGGAAAAAGAAAUAAAUCAGGAUGGUAAGAUCAAUGACGGUGUGAGAGAAGAUGCUAAGGCGACAGAAGACAAUGAAUGCAUAAAUAUUGUCAAAUCAGAAGAGAGGCUCUUAAAUAAGGAUACUGACAAUCAAGGUGACUUGGAUGAGAAAAGUGAGCAGCAGAGGGACCUCGUAACCCAGAUCUCUGUUCAGUAUAGCGCCCCAUCUGUUCAGGAGCAGUAUCUUUCACCAGAGGAGAUCUACAAGGGUUCACACAUACUGGACAUGGAGACAAACAUACAUUUUGUCACCAGUAUACUACAGCAGAAGUAUUCAGCUGCAUCACUGCGCAGCAUCACGACAGAAGUGCUGAAAGUGCUGAACGCUACAGAGGAUCUGAUUCACGGAUCGAUGGGCAAUGGACGAAGCCAGGGUGACCUCACAAGUAUUCCUUCAGCAGAGGCCAAAAGACUGGACGAACACCUCAGCCGACUAGAGGAGAAUGUGUAUGUGGCUGCAGGUACGGUGUUUGGGCUUGAAGCUGAACUGGGGGAUCUGGAGGAAUGUGCACGCAGCAUCAGUGGAUCCACCUGUGAUGGAGAGCUCAUUCACCUGGAGGAUCAAGUGGCUUCUGCAGCAGCUCAGGUGCAACAGUCUGAACUACAGAUUUUAGACAUCGCAGCAAGAAUUGCUGCCCUGAAACAUGCAGGCCUCAAUGUAGCUCCACAGAAUCCAUUUUCCAAGGUCAAGACUACAAUAACUAAGACACAAACCAUUGGCUCAUCCCGAAAACUAAGGAGGCGACUGCCAGCACCUCCAAUGCAAGAUAAGGAACCUUAAAGAGGAUUAUUGGAGAAUCAGGAAGCAUCACUUCAGAGUUAAAUGACAAAUAAUCCAACAAAGCCUCUGGUCACCUGUGCCUUGAUGCUAUGGCCAUACAGUAUGUGCUAUAAAAAUAAGCUCUGGUUGGAAAUAUAAAAAUGGACUGAUGUUUGGCUUAUGCGGUGAUGUCGUUGACACUGACCAUGUGAUAAGAGCACAAAGAUAACAAUCAGUAUCACAACUUCAAACUUAUUACCUCUUUAUGGCCUGUACUACUGUCAUUCUUUAGAAGUAGUUAGCAGAUUUAUUUAUGUAUAAUUACAAUUAUGCGAUCUAAAGUAAUGUGGUGACCGUAACUGUGAAUCAAAGAAAUAUCUGUAACAGGCUACUUAAUUUCUCACUAUAGACUAAAAACUGUACAGUACAAAAUAUAUAACUAUAAUAUUUAAUUGAAAGUAAUGUUAUUUUCGUCAAUGAUAUAUCUUUUAAAGUGGAUUUUAUUAUUCUAAUGCGUUAGCUACGAUAUAUGAAUCAGUGAUACAGAACAGACAUUUUAUAUUCGCAGACAGAAUUAUAUAAACUCUCCUAUAGUGUUAAUUUCAUAUUAUCUGCAGAUUUUACAAUGUAAAUGAGUUAUUGUACUGUAUAUGUGUAAAAUAAUAAAUGUUCAUAUUUAGA
Paramisgurnus dabryanus is the source of this 4850-nucleotide messenger RNA. RefSeq names its product myosin VIIA and Rab interacting protein a (gene myripa). Gene Ontology annotation, molecular function: small GTPase binding; myosin binding; actin binding. Gene Ontology annotation, cellular component: cortical actin cytoskeleton. NCBI's taxonomy places the organism in Eukaryota, Metazoa, Chordata, Actinopteri, Cypriniformes, Cobitidae. The record is from RefSeq and is a predicted model, not a curated record. Gene Ontology annotation, biological process: intracellular protein transport.